This is a messenger RNA of Anopheles coluzzii, 1435 nucleotides long. Its product is annotated as S-methyl-5'-thioadenosine phosphorylase. NCBI's taxonomy places the organism in Eukaryota, Metazoa, Arthropoda, Insecta, Diptera, Culicidae. Gene Ontology annotation, molecular function: S-methyl-5-thioadenosine phosphorylase activity. The transcript has 2 exons. Gene Ontology annotation, cellular component: cytosol. The coding region runs from base 190 to 1026 and encodes 278 amino acids. The record is from RefSeq and is a predicted model, not a curated record. Gene Ontology annotation, biological process: nucleoside metabolic process.
CAGUUUUCAGAACAUUCUGCUCAAUUGCUCGACGAAUCUAUACGUGUAGUACCAGGAACUGAUAAGAUUAGAACGCACGGUACGCACAGCAUCAGUGAUAAAAGAACGAACGAGAAGAGAAUUGAAAGAAAAGCCUGUGAGCAGUGCCGUUGGAUUCCGAACCCAUUUGCUUCCACAUUCCAGUACAAAAUGGUCUCGAAGGUGAAGAUUGGCAUCAUCGGCGGUUCCGGGCUGGACGAUAGUCAGAUAAUCGAGAAUCGCACCGAGCGCGUGGUAAACACACACUUUGGCAUUCCGUCCGAUGUGCUGAUCGAGGGAAAGAUUGCCGGCGUCGAUUGCGUGCUGCUGGCCCGCCAUGGCCGAAACCAUUCGAUAAUGCCCUCGAACGUCAACUAUCGGGCAAACAUAUGGGCGCUAAAGACGCUCGGCUGCACGCACGUCAUCGUGUCCACGGCGACCGGUUCGCUGAAGGAGGAGAUCCAUCCCGGCGAUAUCGUGAUUCCGGACAACUUUAUCGACCGCACCACGAAACGCGUGCAGACGUUCUACGACGGCAACGAGCUGCUGUCGGGCGUCUGUCACAUCCCGAUGGAGCCGGCCUUCUGCAACCGCACGCGGGAUGUGCUCAUCGAAACGGCACGUGGCAUUGGGCUGGGCGUGCACGAGAAGGGCACGGUGGUUACGAUCGAGGGGCCACGGUUUUCGAGCAAAGCGGAAAGCAACCUCUUCCGCCAGUGGGGCGCCGAUCUGGUAAACAUGACACUGGUGCCCGAGGUGGUGCUGGCGAAGGAGGCCGGUCUGUGCUACGCCGCCAUCGCCAUGGCCACCGAUUACGACUGCUGGAGAGAGGCGGGCGAGGACGUGAAUGUGGCGGACGUGCUGGCAACGUUCAAGAAGAACGUUACCAAGGUGACGGAUCUGAUCAUCAAUGCGAUUCCGAAGGUAGCCGCCCUCGACUGGUCGGACACGAUCGAAGAGCUGGGGAAAACGGUCAACACCAGCAUCAUGCUGCCUCACUCCAACUAAAUACUCGCAUUCAGUAGCGAAAACCAAAUAAGCGCACACAGACAGACGAUAGCACUAUUAUCUCGAUCUUCUCAAUUAACCACGUGCGCGUGCACGUCUACGGAGACACAACAGAAGGCCAAACGCGGGGAUACGAUCGCCUCAACAUCGGGCAAAGAUGGAUGUAAACGGGAUGAGCGAAUCAUAUGCCUAGUCAAUUGUAAUCUUUCUCUGUCAUUAAGUAAUCGAUCGACAGAGCCGCGGGUGGGCCCCCGCACUCUGAACGCUGUGUUUAUUUUCAAAAGCAAUAUAAUAUCCCUUUUAGCACAAAUCACACCAGCUGAGCAUUAUGCCGCAGACAAACAAUCGGAGGCAUUCUUAUCCACUGUGCAGAUUUCGAAUAAUAAAUGAUUUGUGAAGGCACCAUUCA